UAGUUUUACUCUUUGUUCAAAUACAAAUUAUGUCAGAACCAAUGGACUUUGACGACUAUCCAAGAGAUCGCUCAAGAUCUCCUGCUAGAGGCGGAAACGGCGGCCAAGGACGUCGUGACAGAUCGCGUUCUCCUCGUCGUGGAAGCGGAGGUAGUAGAGAUUUGUUCUCAUCCUACAGAGGUGCUCCGAGACGUGGUGGUCACCAAAGAGGUGGAUUUGCUCCAAGAGGAAACGAGUAUGAAGUCAAAUCAAACAGAAAGUACGAAAACUCGAUUUUUGUUGGAAACUUGCCAUAUAAUGUGCAAUGGUACGAAUUGAAAGAUCAUUUCGCAAACGCUGGUCCUAUAGUCAGGGCAGAUAUUGUUACCAAUCAUGGCAGACCACGUGGUAUGGGAACGGUGGAAUACGCCUCGAGAGAUGUAGCUCAAAGAGCCAUCAAUCUUUACGACAGAACCCUUUUCAUGGGCCGUGAAAUUUUCGUUAGAGAGGAUCUACCACCACCAGAGAAGAAAAAUGAUUUCAGGCAAGAUAGAUUUGACAAAACAGAUAGGUAUGAUGCCCAGGAAAGUAGAUAUUCUAGGUCCUCUAGAGAUACUUACACUCCGGCUCCUACUAGAAGAGAAAGAGAUUUCAGAAAAGAGCCAGCCAAGGGCUUUGAGGUUUUUGUUGGUAACUUACCCUUCACUGUUAGAUGGCAAGAUCUUAAGGAUCUUUUCAGAGAGUUUGGUGAUGUUGAAAGAGCAGAUAUCAUUGAAACUUCAUAUGGUAAGUCUAGAGGAAUGGGUACUGUGCAUUUCGUCAAUGAGCAAGAUGCCGAAAAUGCAAUUUCCAAGUUGAACGACUAUGAAUGGUUUGGUAGGAGAAUUGAAGUCAGACCAAGCAAAUUCCCGAGAUCAGAAGAAAGCGCAUCGGUCGCAGCGCCAAAGAUAAGAACUGACGGAUUAUCAAAGAACACUGAGUUCACCCUGGGCGUCACUGCUGACGGCGAUGAGUCUCCAAUUCUUUUUGUUGGUAAUUUACCAUGGGAAACUGCUGAGUCAGAUUUGUUUGAGUUGUUUGGAUCUGUUGCUACUGUUGAAAAGGCAGAGUUGCAAUACGGCCGUGGGGGGAGACCUUCAGGAAAUGCUGUUGUGAAGUUUGCUGAUGUCAAUACUGCGCUGUCUGUGAUUGACCAGUUGAAUGGCUACGAUUAUGGUAACAGAAGUUUGAGAAUCAGUUUUGCCAAAUAUCCAGAUUCUGAACAGCUGGAGGUUUUGCUCAGAGAAGCUGGCCUAAAAGUCAAAACAGAUAAUGUUUCAAUUGAAGACCUUCCAGCCGAAGAUUCCCACUCGGUAGUUCAAACAGAACAACCUUUGGAGACUGUUGAACUUCAAGCUGGUAAUGCUCCUAUUGAUGCACCAGUGGAUGAACCUGUGGAUGAACCUGUGGAUGAACCUGUUGUUGCACCUGCUGAAGAGGUGCAAUCAAAUGAAGUUGCUGAUUACGGUGAUGAGAUGAUUGAAGAGUAAGCUCAUUAAUUGCAGUUUGUAAAAUACAAAAAAAAAGUAUUUUAUAUAUUAUCACAUUAAAAAAUGUACAAUUAUCAAACUUAUCGGUUUGCGCAGUAUUGCCUAUCAGGAUUUUACGUUUGAAUCUUAUAUUAGGAAGUAAAUAUAUAAUUUACAAAAGCGUUAGAAAAUAAA
This is a messenger RNA of Pichia membranifaciens NRRL Y-2026, 1682 nucleotides long. RefSeq lists its product as hypothetical. The transcript is spliced from 2 exons. Lineage: Eukaryota; Fungi; Ascomycota; Pichiomycetes; Pichiales; Pichiaceae. Gene Ontology annotation, cellular component: ribonucleoprotein complex; cytoplasm; nucleus. The record is from RefSeq and is a predicted model, not a curated record. Gene Ontology annotation, molecular function: mRNA binding. The coding region runs from base 30 to 1508 and encodes 492 amino acids.